Hippocampus zosterae (dwarf seahorse) is the source of this 1521-nucleotide messenger RNA. RefSeq names its product creatine kinase, testis isozyme-like. The transcript has 8 exons. Gene Ontology annotation, molecular function: creatine kinase activity. NCBI's taxonomy places the organism in Eukaryota, Metazoa, Chordata, Actinopteri, Syngnathiformes, Syngnathidae. Gene Ontology annotation, biological process: phosphocreatine biosynthetic process. The record is from RefSeq and is a predicted model, not a curated record. The coding region runs from base 248 to 1411 and encodes 387 amino acids.
AACGUCGACUACACGAUGUCUUUCUAUUAUUCGCUCGCGUCGUGUUUUGUCACGUUUAUCACAGAGUUUGAUGCUGCUGACGACCUGGCUUUAUAGGCACACACGUGGAUGUAUAUAACUGUAUGCGUGCGUUUAUGUGCGUGCACGUAAACGUUGAGCUGGACAAACACGUCUGUGCAUCUCAGGAGAGUGGCAUUUAAAUUAUUACAGUAGUCGUGCUGGAUCUGUGAAGAAAGAAGGCGGAAACAUGUCAGACACUAUUGACCAAGUCUGUCAAAAAAUGGCAAACCUUCAGCUCAAGGGGCUGACGGCAGAGGACGAGUUCCCAGAUCUCAGUCAACACAACAACCACAUGGCCAAGUUCUUAAACAUGGACAUGUACAAAACCCUGAGGGAUCGGACCACCCCCAAUGGCUUCACUGUAGACGGUGUCAUCCAGACAGGCGUGGAUAAUCCAGGUCACCCCUUCAUCAUGACUGUGGGCUGUGUGGCUGGAGAUGAGGAGUCAUAUGAAGUCUUCAAAGAGCUGCUUGACCUCGUCAUUGAGGACAGACAUGGAGGAUACAAACCAACAGACAUGCAUAAAACUGACCUCAAUCCAGACAAUCUCAUGGGGGGCGAUGAUCUGGACCCGGAAUACGUUUUGAGCUCCAGAGUCCGAACAGGCCGCAGUGUCCGUGGCUUCUGCCUGCCGCCACUCUGCAGACGAGGAGAGAGACGUGCUGUGGAGAAGCUCUCUGUUGAAGUCCUGGGUUCACUAACUGGAGACCUGCAGGGGAAGUACUAUUCCUUGAGAGACUUGUCAGAAGCUGAGCAGCAGCAGAUGAUUGACGACCACUUGCUGUUCGACAAGCCCGUGUCCCCUCUGCUGCUGGCCUCAAGAAUGGCCCGUGACUGGCCUGACGCCAGAGGCAUCUGGCAUAAUGAGAACAAGACGUUUUUGGUAUGGGUGAAUGAAGAGGACCAUCUGCGAGUGAUCUCAAUGCAGAAGGGCGGUAACUUGAAGGAAGUGUUUACCCGCUUCUGCACCGGACUCACAGAGAUUGAGUCUUUGUUCAAGAACAAAGGUUUUUCUUUCAUGUGGAAUGAGCACCUUGGCUACAUCCUGACUUGCCCAUCCAACCUGGGCACUGGUCUACGUGCUGGUGUGCAUGUGAAGCUCCCAAACAUGAGCAAGGACUCUAACUUUGAAGAGGUUCUCAAAAGACUCAGGCUGCAGAAACGUGGAACUGGUGGUGUGGACACUGAUGCCGUGGAUGGCGUCUUCGACAUCUCAAAUGCCGACAGACUCGGCUUCUCUGAGGUGGAGCUGGUGCAGAUGGUUGUAGAUGGUGUCAAGCUGCUAGUGGAGAUGGAAAAGAAACUUGAGGCAGGGGAGUCCAUCGAGGAACUAAUGCCCACCCAGAAGUAGAACCAUCUUGUCCCACCCUCCCUUAGAAUCAAGAUGACUUGUCCUACCAGGGAUUGGAUGUUAUGAAAUGUCUUUGAAAAUGAAAUAAACUCUUGUAGUUGUGUGCUUUA